Striga hermonthica is the source of this 777-nucleotide messenger RNA. NCBI's taxonomy places the organism in Eukaryota, Viridiplantae, Streptophyta, Magnoliopsida, Lamiales, Orobanchaceae. The record is from the annotation of a GenBank genome assembly.
AUGGCAAACGCACUAACAAAAUUUCAGCUUUUUCGCCGUAAGCGCUCCUUUUGCUUUAUUUUGCCUUUUCUAGCGUUCACGCAAGAACAUUUCGUGGGAGAUAGCCAAGAUCUACGACACGCCUCCAAAUUCUCUUCCUCAAAUUGUCAGAGGUUUAAAAUGGAAGGUAUUGUGGUUAGGAGAGUUAUUCCUUCAGAUAACAGCUGCCUCUUUAAUGCGGUCGGUUAUGUCAUGGAUCACGACAGAAACAAGGCUUCUGAGCUGAGACAGGUAAUAGCAGCAACAGUCGCUAGUGAUCCAGAAAAGUAUUGUGAGGCAUUCCUUGGAUUGACUAAUGAUGAGUACUGUGCCUGGAUUCUUAAUCCAGACAAGUGGGGAGGUGCUAUUGAACUUGCAAUAUUGUCCGAAUAUUAUGGACGUGAAAUUGCAGCAUAUGAUAUACAAACCACGAGAUGUGUUUUGUAUGGGCAGGGAAAUAACUUUGAAGAAAGAGUGAUGUUGAUAUAUGAUGGGAUCCAUUAUGAUGCUUUAGCUAUGUCGCCCUUCGAAGGAGCUCCAGAGGAGUUCGAUCAGACGGUAUUUGCUGUGCGCACUGUGGGCCCAGUUGAAGACCUUGCCCUUCAUCUCGUUAAAGAUCAGCACAGGAAGCGGAGCUUCACGGACACUGCCAACUUCACCCUGCGAUGCGCCGUUUGCCAAAUAGGAGUCGUGGGACAAAAGGAAGCAGUGGAGCAUGCCCAAGCGACAGGCCAUGCCAACUUUCAGGAAUUCAGAUGA